This is a messenger RNA of Suillus fuscotomentosus, 1219 nucleotides long. Its product is annotated as NADP-dependent oxidoreductase domain-containing protein. Lineage: Eukaryota; Fungi; Basidiomycota; Agaricomycetes; Boletales; Suillaceae. Bases 182 to 1066 code for a protein of 294 amino acids. The transcript is spliced from 7 exons. Gene Ontology annotation, molecular function: oxidoreductase activity. The record is from RefSeq and is a predicted model, not a curated record.
UCCGUAUUGUUGUUCGCAAAGCAUGCGCUUUUCGGCACAUGUGGUCCGUUGAAGGCAUGAGGUGAAGGUCGUGACUCUCGCGAUUGUCACUGCUUGGUAAAUAUAGCUCUGAAGAGGGCUAUAAAGUUAGGGCGUGCCAGGCCAUCAGCCUGUCAAUUGAUUCUUGUAUAUUGCUAUCAGCAUGCCUGCAACAACAUCGGUCAAACUCAACACUGGAGCAGUUAUGCCCACGGUCGGUCUUGGCACAUGGAAGUCCAAGCCCGGCCAAGUCGAACAUGCUGUUGAAUUCGCCCUGAAGAAUGGAUACAAGCAUAUCGACACUGCCGCUGGAUACCAGAACGAAACAGAAGUCGGACAGGGGAUCAAGGCGUCUGGUCUGCCAAGAGACCAAAUGUUUCUGACUACGAAGCUUGAUAAUACCGACCAGAGGCAUCCGGCAAAAGCUCUUGAAGCAUCACUCAAGAAACUUGAUACUACUUAUCUAGACCUCUGGCUCAUGCACUGGCCAGCUCCCAUGACAAAAGAUGGCCAGGCGGACAAGGGACACGACUGGUUGGACACCUGGAAAGCUAUGGAAGACCUAUACCUUGCUCACCCAGAGAAACUGAAGGCUAUUGGUGUUUCCAAUUUCUCCGUGGAGUACUUUGAACGUUUAUUGAAAGUUGCACGCGUCGUACCGGCCGUGAACCAGAUUGAGCUCCACCCUUCGUGUCCUCAAGAUGACGUCGUCGAGUACUGCCAGAACAGGGGAAUCGUGAUGACAGCUUAUUCUCCAUUGGGAUCCGACAAUUCCCCCUUGUUGAAAAACGAGACUGUUACAAAAAUUGCAGCGAAGUAUGAUGUGCAACCUGCCAAUGUGUUGAUAUCCCUUCAUGCAAACAAGCCCAUGCACACCGUGCUUCCCAAAUCCGUGACCAACGAGCGUAUCUUGAACAAUGCGAAGAUCAUAGAUUUGACUCCUGAAGAGAUUGGCGAGCUUCAUGAUAUUGAUAAAACACAUCAUUUCCGUGCUUGUCACCCUUCUUGGACAGGCUUCGGUGGUCUUGGAUUCCCUGAUUGCAAAUAGAUUUAUGGGUAGUCGAUGUGUAGACGCAGGGGGUGGGCCUGCAAGACGACUUGGAACUUGACGGGUAAAUAAAUGUAUUACUUUUCGUGAUCUCGACACUAUUCACCUGAGCAGCUACUGCGAACAUUACGGUUUAGUAUCCCAUCCGCAAAA